Molecule: messenger RNA, 1934 nt
Organism: Sorghum bicolor (sorghum)
Lineage: Eukaryota; Viridiplantae; Streptophyta; Magnoliopsida; Poales; Poaceae
Product: pentatricopeptide repeat-containing protein At1g80880, mitochondrial
Exons: 2
Coding region: 76-1638 (520 amino acids)
Molecular function (GO): protein binding
Source: RefSeq, a predicted model, not a curated record
GGAUGGGCUGCGUGCCACUGGCUUUGUUCUGAUCGAUGCACUCUCCCAAGCCCAACAACAUUCGCAUCUCCUGGCAUGGCGCCGCCGCUCGCCGCCGUCCUCCGCCCUCACCUCUCCCGCCUCGGCCAAACCCUCUUGUCCCGUUUCCUUCGCCUCUCCACCUCCCACUGUCCCUCCGACCAGAGCGACUUCGAACCAGACCCCGACCACCCCAUCCCCUCCGCCCUCGACAAUGACGACGGUGAGCUCGUCUGCUUCCUCCACCGCCUCUCUAGCGCGGCCUCCAGCACCUCAUCCCCGAAGGAGGCCCUCUCCCUCCUCCUUUCCUUAUCCCCGGGCCCGUCGCCGGCCUCCCCCGCUCUCCUAGUCCGCGCGCUCUGGGAGCUUCGCCGCGACCCGGACACUGCCGCGCUAGCGCUCCGGUACGGAGACGAGUGCAGCGCCGUGGAUGGGGCCGAUGGGGCGGGUCUACCGCCGCCGGCCGACGCCUGGCACCUGGCCGUGUGGGCCGCGGGUAAGGCGCGGCGGUUCGACCUCGCGUGGGCGGUCGUGCGGCGGAUGCGGAACCGCGGUGUGCUCACUGGCCGCGCCAUGGUUAUCCUGAUGGAGAGGUAUGCAGCUGCCAAUGAAGUAAAUAAAGCAGUGAAAACAUUUGAUGUCAUGGAGAAGUUUAAAGUUGAAUCAGAUCAAAGUGUAUUCUACUCCCUUCUUCGUGCUCUUUGCAAAAGCAAAAACAUAGAGGAUGCUGAGGAGUUGCUUCUUCUGAGAAAGAAAUUCUUCCCACUUAGUGCAGAAGGUUUCAACAUAAUUCUAGAUGGUUGGUGUAAUGUAAUCACUGAUUUGGCUGAAGCAAAGAGAGUUUGGAGAGAAAUGUCAAAUCACUGCAUUACUCCUGAUGGCAUGUCCUAUACUCUCAUGAUCAGUUGUUUCUCAAAAGUAGGAAGCCUUUUUGAUACUCUAAGGGUUUAUGAUGAGAUGAAAAAGAGGGGAUGGAUUCCUGGUAUUGGUGUUUACAAUUCACUUGUCUAUGUUCUGACAAGAGAAAAUUGUGUGAAGGAUGCGCAUAAUAUAUUCAGCAAACUUACAGAUGAAGGCCUCCAGCCAGAUGUUGAAACAUAUAACAGUAUGAUAGUUCCACUCUGUGAAAGUUGUAAGCUUGAUGAAGCGCGAGUGGUGAUGGAAAGCAUGAUACUUAAGGGCAUUGUUCCUACCAUUUCGACUUACCAUGCAUUUUUGAAGCAAGAAGGCAUUGACGAAUCACUGAAGCUCCUGCAGAAAAUGAAGGAGGAUGGUUGUGGUCCUAAGAGUGAUACAUUUCUCAUGCUUUUUGAUAAAUUUUUCUUGCUGAAUGAGUCUGGGAAUGCUCUAAGAGUGUGGAAUGAAAUGAGAAAAUACAAGAUCAGCCCUGUCCGUUCACACUAUAUGACAGUGGUCGAAGGUUUAGUAAAGCAUGGAUGUAUACCAAGAGCUUUAGAGUACUAUGACGAAAUGAAGGAAAAAGGUUUUGCCUCUGAUACACAACUUGAUAAGGAAUUUAAAACCUUUUUGUUGAACAACAGAGACCACUGGAGAGGAGCAGGCAAAUACAAUAUCAUUCCCCAGCGUGGCAAACAUUUUGCGAAGCGGUCAAGAAUGUAAUAACAAAUGUGGUUAAAAAUCUGCUUCUAGUGCCUUUGUGAUAUGAGGACUAUUUCAACAAAGUUGAAUAUGGACCACAAUGUGAGGUACAUUUAGUUAACCUGUUUGUGAACCCUGACCAACGGCAAAAGAAGAAAAUCUGUGUGAAUCUAAUUGUAAAAGGAUAAUAAACAUGGCUGUAGCCUGUUUUUUCUGAAAUAGUUGAACUCAGUUGUGUGAUAUAAUGGUCAUGGGCCAUUGGAGUGCAUGUUUUGGUAAAAAUGUGUUAAUCUUGAUUGUCCUUCCAGGACUAAAUA